AUGAAAUUGAUCAGUGCAAUAGUUGAGUUUGAUUACACAGCCAGCGAACUGGAUGAAUUAAAUCUUAUCAAAGGUGCCGUGAUAACGAACAUUAAAGUUCAACCGGGUGGAUGGUGGCAUGGUACAAUCGCAUCAACAGGCAAAUCCGGCAUGUUUCCCGAUAAUUUUGUUAAACUGCUCGACCAACAGCACGACGACAAAGUCAUACUCAGAGAUAAAACAUCAGCAAAAAAUCGACGAUGCAAGGUUAUCUACAGUUACAAAGAGAGUAAAGAAGACGAAUUGACGCUUGCUGUUGGUGACUUGAUUGAAGUCUUCGAAGAGGUUGAAGAUGGAUGGUGGAAAGGAAAGCUUGGCAAUAAAGUUGGCGUCUUUCCCUCAAACUUCGUCGAGCUUAUUGACUCAACAUCACCGAUAUCAGCAAAUCGUAAAAGUCACAACAUCAACACCACAAUCAUUCAAAAUAAAAUCAACAAUAAUCGUUCGAGUUUGACGAACUCACGUGAGGAUCUUGUCAGUAGUCAUGGUGAAGGCGACGUUCCAAUAUUACCACCGAAGCCUAUUCGUGAAAUGUGUAAAGUACUUUAUGCUUAUGCACCAGUAAAUGAUGAUGAAUUGAAGCUUAAUGAAGGCGAUGUUGUGACGAUUUUGAGUAAAGAAUUACCGGAUAAAGGAUGGUGGAAAGGUGAAUUGCGUGGGAAAAUUGGAGUGUUUCCAGAUAACUUUGUCACUUUAUUGCCAUUAGACACAACCGUAGUUAAAGAACGCCCGGAGCGUCCACCAAUUGGUACAAAAACCAUAAUAACAACCAACAGCAUCAACACGACCAUCAAAUCACCAAAUACGACAACAAACUCAUAUCGUAAAGACAGUUUUGGAUCAAAAGAUUCACUAAGCGAUUCAACAAACUUAAUAAACACUGAACGUGGUGGAUUAUUUGGCAAUGUUGCAGCGCAUCGAAGGUCACUUGAAACGAAAUCAUUGGAAGUGACAGCUGAGAAGCCACCAAGGAAAUCUUUGAUUAUUACUGAUGCCAAUAAAACGCCUUCGGAUAUAAGAAAAAGUCUUGAAAAUCUUGAUGAGAAGAAGACAACACCACCACCAGUAUUAAGUAAAAAACCGACAGUUCCAAUAAAGAAAUCACCGUCAGUGUCGACUGUUGCUGGAAGUAUUUUCAGUGGUUUAAAGUCAAAAGUUAAAAGUGUUGAAAGUAAACUUCAUUCAUCAGCAUCAACAACGACAGCAAAUCAUGAUGGAAUUGAUGGUAUUGGAAGUAGUAAAUUGACAGGUGCUGCUCAUGUUGCUGAUACAAACGAGAAAGGUGUCAUCGGUGAAAGAAUGAAGAAAGAUGAGAAUGAGUUUGAUCAUGUUGAACGUGGCAGUUCAGUACUUCAAGAUGUUCGUCAGAAUCGUGCCAAAGCGCCAAAACGUCGACCACCAACAUCAGCUGGAACUGUUAUUGGUGAUUCAAAUAAUAAUGUUAACAUGAAUGGAAGUCAUCACAUUGAAGAUGUGGCAGAACCAAGUUCUCCUGUUCCAGCACCUGAAGAAGAGCUUGCAAAGCCAAAAGCACGUGAAUGGGAGAAACAUAAAGCGCCUUGGAUGGCUGAGUUGAAAGCAAACCAAGCAAAGAAAACAUCACCAAAUGUUGAAGCGAAGUCAUCACCUGACGAAGAGAAACAGGAUAUGAGUAAGUCAUUUAGCAACAGUUCCUUUGGACAAAAGAAACAAGAAACAUUUGAAGUUCGUGCCGCAAGUAUGGAAGUGAAAUCGACAAAUAGUUUCGAUGCUUUGAAGAAAGAGCAACCAUUAACAACCAUCAGCACGAGUAUUGAUUCAAAUGCAAAGACAACAACGAAAAUAUCAAUUACGGAAAAUUCCAGUAGUGUCAUGACAUCGAAAGUCGAAGAUAGUAAUAAUCACAUUCGACCGACAAAUGUGAGUCUGAGAAAUCGUUCAAUUUCACCAAUCUCACGAACAUCACUUAAUCAUGUCACAAAACCAUCACCAACAAGUUCAGCAAACGUUACAUCAACUCACAUCACAUCAGCAACAACAUCGAAUGAUGUUAACACGCGUGUAAAUGAGUUGGAACAGAAGGUAAAUAAGUUGGAAACUUUAAUUGUCACACAAAAUUCAACGAUUGAUGAGCUGCGAAAGAUGCUGAAAGAUGAAAGUGAAAAAGUUCGAUUGCUUAAAAACGAUUUGGAGAAAUAUGCGCAAUGCUUUACGCAGGUAUGAAAGCAUGUUGUUAGUUCUACACGUUGCGUCUUUUACGUCACCACCCACUCGUUAUAACUUUUGUUGUUGUUUUGAUAUGCAAAGCUAAUUUGCAAUUGUAGAAAGUAAAGAAAUGAAGUUUUUAUGAUAAAGAAAAAGUAAAGUUAGAAGAUGGUUGAACAUUCAGUUUUAUUUUUGAUCUGUUUGGCUUUUAAAAGUGGUUGACAUUUGUAGAUUCUUAAAUCAACGACAUACUUAGCACGUGCCUGGAGAAAUUCAUAAAAAAUCUUCCUGUUGAGCCGCUCAAGUUUGUAGUUAUUCCUCUAGUAGUUUUUGUUCCCUUGCACGAAAAUUAGAUUUCACGAUUUGCUUCAGGAAAAGUUUUUGAAUUUUGGAUUAACAAAAAUUUUGUUUUAUUUUUCCUUCGCGGAUUUCUUUUCUUAAUUAUCGGAUAAAAGAAAUCAAGUUCAAGAGAGUCUGUUGUAAGGGACAAGAAGCCAACUUCAAAAAUAUUUGUAAAUAGUUUCAAGCAUUGAGAAUUUUUUGGUGACGACAAGAGUACUAUCCGAGUGGAACCAACACACAAACAUCAAACAGAAAAAAAUUUAUUUAAUAAAUUCAAAGUCCAUAAAAGUAUUUUUUUUCUAUAUUUUUUUAAAUAUAAAUGAUUUUUAUGUUAAACAUUUAUUAUCUUGUGAAACGAUUAAUACUUAAUGAUAACAUGAUUGAUUGUGAAAUAAGAAAACAUAUUUUAAAACAAGCCCGAGAGAUGAGAGAUAUUUUUAUUCCAUUAGAAUAUUAAGGAAAUAAAAUCGCGAGACAUUUUCUGGUCUCCAAUUUUUCAUACUAUGAUUUGCAUAACAUAUUUUGAUAACAAGAUUUAAGAGUAAAGAAAAUUGCCUGAUUUGUUUGUGCUUCUUAUGCAAUUUAAAGUGAUAACAUGUUUAUUAAUAUAAGAUGAAAGUAAUUUGAUUAAAAACAAAACUGCUUUUUGUAUAGUGAGUGACUUUUACAUAAUUUCUUUUGUCAUGGAAAAUUUAUUUCCUUGAUGAUCAAUUGAGAAACAUCAAGUUUUGCUUUACAAAUUGUACAUAAGAUUGAUUUUUUCCGUAAACCUUCCAAAUUUCUUAUUUACUAAACUUCAUUGCAAUAUCAAUUACAACAGGGUUACAAAUCAAUUAAUAAUAAAAUCUAAUUUUCCUACCUAAUGAAUGCAUUUAAGUAAAUAAGAUGAAUGCUUAAAAAGUCCUUAAACUCACUAAUUCAUCUGAGAGACGUCAACUUUAACUCUCCAAUCUUCUUGUGAAUAAAUAACAAUCUUACGAGUAUCGAAAAUUUGAAGCUAUUGGAAAACAUUAACCACAUUUAAACAAAAUUUGGUCCAAUUGAUAAUUCCAUGUUUUUGUAUACAAAAAACCGAUCGACAAAUUUAUGAUAAACAUUCCUCGAUAAUCGAUAAAAUUUUCUUAAAAAGUUUUAUGAACAAACUUUUUAUGCUUUUCCAAUUUUCCAUUCCAAUUCUUAAAAAAUAUAAUUCAGCCUUUCAACGAAAACAAAUUAUUUUCCUUCGGGGAAUAGUAAAAUUAUAUGAGAAGUGACGAUGAUUUUAUUGAAUUCCAUGAUAUGAUAAGAUAUAAAUUGCAUAAGCAUGAUAGAAGUGAAAAAAUAAUAAAAAAAAUAAAUUAAACAAAACAUAAA
Molecule: messenger RNA, 3918 nt
Organism: Clunio marinus
Lineage: Eukaryota; Metazoa; Arthropoda; Insecta; Diptera; Chironomidae
Source: the annotation of a GenBank genome assembly